AUGCCGGUCGACCUAUCGCUGUAUCUGGUCACGGACUCGACCCCAGCUAUUCUCAAGGGUCGCGAUCUAUGCACGGUCGUAGAGGAAGCUAUCAAAGGAGGUGUCACGAUUGUCCAAUACCGGGACAAGACCAGCGAUACUGGUGAUCUCAUCGCCACAGCCAGCAAACUUCACCAAGUCACCCAAAAGUAUGGCGUGCCACUCCUGAUCAAUGACCGAGUAGAUGUCGCCCUCGCUGUCGGUGCAGAAGGUGUGCAUCUGGGCCAAGAUGAUAUGGUGUUUGAAAUGGCCAAGAAGCUUUUGCCCAAGGGUUCUAUCAUUGGAAUCAGUACCUCUACGGUGGAGGAGGCGAAGAAGGCUAUUGCUGAUGGAGCCGACUAUAUUGGUAUCGGAGCGAUGUUCGCCACUCCCACCAAGACAAACACCAGGUCUUUCCUCGGUACAGCUGGAACGCAGGCACUUUUGAACUCAAUCGGGGAUUCAUCAAUCGGCACCGUCUCCAUCGGCGGUAUCAAUCACACCAACGUGCAGCGCGUGCUCUACCAGUCCAAGUCUCCCGCAAAGGGACUUGACGGAGUCGCCAUCGUCAGUGCAAUCAUUGGUGCCGAGGACCCGAAGGCAUCUGCCGAGAAGUUUGUCAAUCUGAUCAAGAACACUCCCUUGUUCGCUCUAGCCCCUCAGCCUUCCCGGGCUAACGAGGUCGAGACCCUGCUGCAAAACGUGCCUGCUGUUGUCCGGAAGAUGACCGAAGCACACCCGCUGGUUCACAACAUGAUCAACUUCGUCGUGGCUAACUUUGUGGCCAAUGUUGCUCUCUCAAUCGGCGCAUCCCCUAUCAUGGCACCUUACGGUGACGAAGCCAAGGAUCUAUGCAAGUUCGACGGCGCCCUCCUCAUCAACAUGGGCACAUUGACCAGCGAGAGUGUGUCCAACUACCAAAAGGCCGUUCAAGCCUACAAUGAGCGCGGUAACCCUGUCGUCUACGACCCGGUCGGUGCUGCCGCCACCGAGAUCCGCCGCAACGCCGUGUCGACCCUGAUGGCCGGGGGAUACUUUGAUCUGAUCAAGGGUAACGAAGGCGAAAUUCGCCAAGUGUGGGGAAGCAAUGCUGUGCAGCAGCGUGGUGUCGACAGUGGACCCAGCGAGUUGGAUGGCCAACAGAAGGCUAAGCUGGCGCGAGACCUGGCCCGGCGAGAGCGUAAUGUGGUCCUGAUGACCGGUGCCGUUGACUACCUCAGUGACGGCGAGCGCGUCAUCGCUGUGGAGAACGGCCACGCAUAUCUUGGCGGAGUGACAGGAACUGGAUGCGCCAUUGGUUCUAUCGCUGGUUGCUUCCUGGCCGCCCAUCGUUCCGAAAAGCUCCUUGCCGUGCUUUCCGGGCUCCUGAUGUUCGAGAUUGCUGCUGAGAACGCUAGUGCUAAGGAUUAUGUUCGUGGAACGGGCAGCUUUGUGCCUGCCUUCCUUGAUGAGCUGUAUGCGAUUCGGACGGCUGCUGCCAAGGGUGAUGAUAGCUGGUUUGUGGGCCGUGCUAAGGUGCACGAGGUGAAGUUGUAA
Penicillium cataractarum is the source of this 1554-nucleotide messenger RNA. Its product is annotated as bifunctional hydroxyethylthiazole kinase/thiamine-phosphate diphosphorylase. Gene Ontology annotation, molecular function: ATP binding; thiamine-phosphate diphosphorylase activity; hydroxyethylthiazole kinase activity. The coding region runs from base 1 to 1554 and encodes 517 amino acids. The transcript has 7 exons. Gene Ontology annotation, cellular component: cytoplasm. The record is from RefSeq and is a predicted model, not a curated record. Gene Ontology annotation, biological process: thiamine biosynthetic process. NCBI's taxonomy places the organism in Eukaryota, Fungi, Ascomycota, Eurotiomycetes, Eurotiales, Aspergillaceae.